AUGCACGCGAAAAACAUGCAUGACCUAAAACAACUCACCGUGGCAUUCGACCACAUGGCUGACUCGACCGAGCUGGAUGAUCCAGACUGUCUCCCUAUAGAUUUAUGGAUGGCCUCCUCCGAGGUGGAUCAGAAGGCCUUGGGCAAUUUCGCGGCCGGAACGGCCCUCGAAAACCCUUGCUUGUCGGCAAUGCUGUAUAGAGUGUUGGGUGUCUCGGUGAUGCUUUCGAAGAAACUCAUUCGUGCCCGCAGGCUGCGUCGAUUGGAUGUCACGCGUGAGACCAAGUCGCUCCAGCUCUACCACCACAUCAUAUGGCUGUCGCGCGAAGGCCUCGUCAUACUGGAACAUUAUGUUUUACCCAUGGUAACCGCAUUUGUCGAAUUGAAGGUGCUAUCGUACAAGCUCCGCGCCUCAUUCUACCACAUCUUUGUGCUCUUUUACAAUCGGCCCGUUAUCAUUCCACCCGACGCCGAGCCGCCAGCCGAUAUGAAACGCGACUCGAUCUACAACCCGGACUCGUUGACAGCGCUGGAUGGAUCAGAUGCCAAGCAAAGCAAGAAGACAUCGCGACCUCCGGGCCUAGCACCUGUUCAACCGCCACAACCAGCUAUUUCAUUCCUCCUUCCUCCAUUGGACUACACGACAACUGCAACUGCAUGUUUCAAUCACGCCGCCAUGCUAGCAGACAAACUGCUUCCAGGCUCGCACCCCCUCCGUCUAUCCGUCAAAAUGGAAUAUGCGGCAUACCUAUAUGACUGCCUACAAGACCCAAUCUCGUCCCGCCGACUAGCAAAACGCGCCAUCGCCGAUGUAUACAAUGCCCAGGAAGGCAUGGACGACGAAAGCUUCGAAGAUGCCGCCGAGAUUGUCGGUGUACUGGGCAAGAUGGUCAAGCGUGGUUGGAAGGCUGGCAGCAGUACAGCCGGCAGCACUGUUUCUCGAGGCGAGCAGUCUCAAAGCCGGAGCAGUCGCAGCCCCUCACAUCUUGAUAUCAGUGUGCCUACGACUGUCUCCCCUAUUCCUGUCACCAAACCUACACCUGUCCCUUCCAGCAGUGCCGUCACAGAACCUGCGGUGCCGAGCGCGAAUAUGAUGAAUCCGAUUUAA
This is a messenger RNA of Penicillium subrubescens, 1107 nucleotides long. It is a transcript of the gene erg27, whose product is annotated as protein erg27. Gene Ontology annotation, cellular component: cytoplasm. Bases 1 to 1107 code for a protein of 368 amino acids. Gene Ontology annotation, biological process: signal transduction. The transcript has a single exon. The record is from RefSeq and is a predicted model, not a curated record. Lineage: Eukaryota; Fungi; Ascomycota; Eurotiomycetes; Eurotiales; Aspergillaceae.